Molecule: messenger RNA, 1905 nt
Organism: Adineta steineri
Lineage: Eukaryota; Metazoa; Rotifera; Eurotatoria; Adinetida; Adinetidae
Source: the annotation of a GenBank genome assembly
AUGGCUCGCGCAAUUGGUAUUGAUUUAGGUACAACAUAUUCAUGUGUUGGUGUAUUUCAACAUGGUAAAGUUGAAAUAAUUGCAAAUGAUCAAGGAAAUCGAACAACACCAUCGUAUGUUGCAUUUACCGAUAGUGAACGUUUAAUUGGUGAUGCAGCUAAAAAUCAAGUUGCAAUGAAUCCAAAUAAUACAGUUUUUGAUGCUAAACGACUUAUUGGUCGAAAAUUCGAUGAAUCAACUGUACAAUCUGACAUGAAACAUUGGCCAUUUAAAGUCAUCAAUGAAAAUGGUAAACCAAAAAUUCGAGUUGAAUAUAAAAAUGAAACCAAAUCCUUCACACCGGAAGAAAUUUCAUCGAUGGUUCUCACAAAAAUGAAAGAAACUGCUGAAGCUUAUCUCGGUAAAACAAUUAAAGAUGCUGUUGUUACAGUUCCAGCUUAUUUUAAUGAUUCUCAACGACAAGCAACAAAAGAUGCUGGUAUGAUUGCUGGUCUUAAUGUAUUACGAAUUAUUAAUGAACCAACAGCAGCAGCGAUUGCUUAUGGUUUAGAUACAAAAUCAACAAGUGAAAAAAAUGUUCUUAUAUUUGAUUUGGGUGGUGGUACAUUUGAUGUAUCUGUCUUAAUUAUUGAUAAUGGUGUUUUUGAAGUUAAAUCAACAGCUGGUGAUACACAUUUAGGUGGUGAAGAUUUUGAUAAUCGUAUGGUAACACAUUUUAUACAAGAAUUUAAACGAAAAAAUAAUAAAGAUAUAUCACAAAAUACACGUGCACUUCGACGAUUACGUACAGCAUGUGAACGUGCUAAGCGUACAUUAUCAUCAUCAUCUCAAGCAUCGAUUGAAAUUGAUUCACUUCAUGAAGGUGUCGAUUUCUAUUCAACAGUUACACGUGCUCGUUUUGAAGAACUUUGUGCUGAUCUUUUUCGUUCAACAUUGGAACCCGUUGAAAAAGCAUUACGUGAUGCAAGAAUGGAUAAAUCAAGUAUUCAAGAAAUUGUCCUCGUUGGUGGUUCAACACGUAUACCAAAAGUACAAAAAUUACUUCAAGACUUUUUCAAUGGUAAAGAAUUAAAUAAAUCAAUUAAUCCAGAUGAAGCUGUAGCAUAUGGUGCAUCUGUUCAAGCAGCUAUUUUAACUGGUGAUAAAUCUGAAGAAAUUAAAGAAGUUGUUUUAAUUGAUGUUGCACCACUUUCAUUGGGUAUUGAAACAGCAGGUGGUGUUAUGACAGCAUUAAUUAAACGUAGUUCAAGUAUUCCAACGCGACAAACACAAAUAUUUACAACAUAUUCAGAUAAUCAACCUGGUGUUGAUAUAAAAGUAUAUGAAGGUGAACGUGCAAUGACAAAAGAUAAUCAUUUACUUGGAAAUUUUGAAUUGACAAAAAUUCCUCAAGCACCACGUGGUGUACCAAAAAUUGAAGUUACAUUUGAUGUUGAUGCAAAUGGAAUAUUAAAUGUCUCAGCUGUUGAAAAAUCAUCGGGUCAAGAAAAGAAAAUCACAAUUAAAAAUGAUAGUGGUCGAUUAUCAAAAGAAGAUAUUGAUAAAAUGGUUUCUGAUGCUGAUAAAUAUAAAAAAGAAGAUGAAAUUCAACGUGAACGUAUAUCAGCGAAAAAUUCACUUGAAUCAUAUUGUUUCAAUAUGAAAACAAGUAUGAAUGAUGAAAGUAUUUCUUCAAGAAUUUCAUCGAAUGAUAAAUCAAAAAUAAAUGAAACUAUUGAUUCAACUUUAAAAUGGAUGGACUCAAAUCAAUUAGCUGAAAAAGAUGAAUACGAACAUAAACUUAAAGAAGUCGAAAAAAUUUGUUCACCAAUCAUGACAAAACUUCAUGGUGAAAAUAAUAUGCCAAAUGGUCAAAGUGCAUCCAACUCAAAUGGUAAAGGUCCAACCAUCGAAGAAGUCGAUUAA